Cordyceps militaris CM01 is the source of this 1611-nucleotide messenger RNA. RefSeq names its product amino acid/polyamine transporter I. Gene Ontology annotation, cellular component: membrane. The coding region runs from base 1 to 1611 and encodes 536 amino acids. Lineage: Eukaryota; Fungi; Ascomycota; Sordariomycetes; Hypocreales; Cordycipitaceae. The record is from RefSeq and is a predicted model, not a curated record. The transcript is spliced from 8 exons. Gene Ontology annotation, molecular function: transmembrane transporter activity. Gene Ontology annotation, biological process: transmembrane transport.
AUGGCCCAGGUCGCGCACUCGACAGACGCACGCCAUGGAUCCUUGCAGCAGCGGCUGUCGACUCUGUCGACGCUCGCCAUGGCAUUUGCCAUUUUAAACACGUGGAUUGCUCUCGCCGGCUCCAUUGGGCUUAUCCUACCGUCCGGUGGCUCCGUCGCCUUUCUCUACGGCUUCCUCUUCUGCGUCGCCUGCAGCUUCUGUGUCGUCGCCAGUCUGGGCGAGCUGGCCGCCAUCUGGCCCACGGCCGGCGGUCAGUAUCAUUACGUAUUCGCAUUGUGCACCGAGAAAUGGCGCAAGCCAGUGAGCUUCUUUGUCGGGUGGACAAACAUUGCCGGCUGGCUCAUCGUCGUCACUGUGCAAGGGUAUUUUGCUGGCAAGUUUUCCGUCUUCACUUUGAUGUGCGCGUUGCUGAUUCCAAUAGCACAAUUCAUUUCUGCGGCUAUCGUUGUCGCCUCCAACGACUCGUACCAAAUAACACCCGCACGCACAUAUGGCACCUUCCUGGCCGUCCUGACAGCCACGACCGCCAUUAAUAUCUGGGGCAACAAUAUACUAGGAAGGUGGAAUACCGGUGCUUUGUACUGGUCCGUCCUCGGUGUCGUGGUUCUCAGCGUGGUUCUGCUGGCCAAGUCUGCCAAAACUGACGCCGAAUACGUCUUCACCGACUUUCAAAACGAAACCAAGUGGCCAGAUGGUGUGGCUUGGCUCCUCGGUCUUCUGCAGUCAGCGCUCUCCCUCACCGCGUUUGACGUGGUCCUGCACAUGACGGAGGAGAUGCCGAAUCCGAGACGCGACGCACCGCGCGCCUUGCUGUACACCAUUGCCGUGGGCGGCGUGACAGGCCUCUUGUUUACUCUCGUCAUUCUGUUCUGCUUGACAGACCCCGAGAGCAUACUCACGUCUCCCAGCAACAUGCCCAUCGUGGCCAUGGUUCUCCGCGACACGCAAAGCCGGGCAGCCGCUACCAUCAUCAGCCUGAUGUUUAGUGUCUGUUUCAUCAACGGCUCCAGCGCAAGCAUCACCAGCGUCAGCCGGCUGCUGUUUGCCAUGGCGCGCGACCGCGGCAUCAUUUUCCACGACUUCUUCGCGCACAUUACGCCGCGCCUCAAUGUUCCCGUUCGUGCCAUCGUCUUCUGCUACGGCUUUAAUGUCUGCUUUGGGCUGUUGUACCUGGGUCCGACCGUUGCGUUUAGUGCCUACGUGGCGUCUCUCGUCAUCCUACUCAACUUAUCCUAUGCGGCGCCGACCAUAAUUGUCUUGAUCCGGGGUCGACGAUUGUUACAGGUAUCCCAGCCGAUGAAGGUGUUUCUAUUACAGCCAACGCUCGGCAUAGUCGUGAAUGCUGUCUCCGUGCUGUUCCUCAUUGUCACGUCAAUAUUUUUCUGUUUCCCUACGUCACUCCCAGUCACGAGUAAUAACAUGAAUUACGUGUGUGUGGUGCUUGGCAUAUACGCAGUCAUAGUGUCACUGCUCUGGCUACAGUGCCGCAACACAUUUCUUGGACCUAACCUCGAUAACAUCGCAACCCAAGACCAAGACACAGCGUCUCCGCAGCUCGAAAAAGCCACCAGCUCCAGAGCAAUGGUCGAGACGGUUGAGAAUAUCAAAUAA